AUGAAUAUUAUGAACAUUAUGCUUCCAUUUUACUCGGGCUUAAUAGUAAUCAAUCGGCUAGUAUCAAAACCGUUAGUUGGAAUGGACGGACGUCUGAAAGUUGGCGACAACAUUGUUGAAAUCGACUCGCGACCGGUUUAUCAAGUCAACGAUGUGUUAUUGGGGAGCCAUCCAUCUACUUCUUCACUUCAUAGCCGACCCAUUCUAUCAGCUCUACAACAGGCGAACACUCAACACAUCGGUCAUACGAAAAUCGUCAGUUUGAAAAAGACAUCGACUGGUUUCGGGUUUACUGUAACUGGAAGAGAGACCGCUAAGGGUGAACGAUUGUUCUACAUCGGAACGGUGAAGCCGAAUGGAGUCGCCUUGGGGCAUUUACGCGCUGGAGAUAGAUUGCUUGAGUUGAAUGGCGAACCAACGGCGGACUUGACGCAAGCCGAAGUCGUGGAUCGAUUGAAAAGAGCAGACGUUGGGGAAAUUGUAUCUUUUUUGGUAUCACGAGUCAUUGAAGGGGAUAACGAGAAGAAGAAGCUAUGGUUUUAUCCAAUGUUUAUGUUUCAGGUCGAACCAUCGACCUCUUCUGAGACGUCCCAAUCGAACUCACAAAUGGAAGAAUUGGAACUUGUGAUUCCUCUCAACGAUACGGGUAGUGCCGGUUUAGGAGUGAGUCUAAAGGCUCGUGUCACGGUUCGCAGUAAUGGUACACGACAGGACUGUGGAAUAUUCAUCAAAAACGUUCUGCACGGAGGAGCAGCACACAAAGACGGUCGCCUCAAAGUCAAUGACAGAAUAGUAGGUAUUGAGGAGCUACGACUGGAUGGCGAGACGAAUGCCACUGCAAGUGAAGCGGUUUCUCGACGCCUCAAGGCGAUUGGGCCGACAGCGAAGCAUGUUUUUCUUCAUUGUUCUACUUCUCAUUCACAAAUUUUUCAUUGCUCUGUUUGCUCACGUGAUACCACUUGUAGGUUGGAUGAGUCAGAUUUGGCGAAUGCCACUGGUGUAUUCAAUCGUGAAGCCCCGUCACGGAAAAGUAUGAGCGAAAAACGCGGCAUGGGUGCGUCUAUUGACCCACAUCACAUCAAAAUCUUCCAAGAUAUCAAACAUCAACGAGAAACAAGUGUUUUUCUUCUCUUCUACAAUGGCUAUCUCAAAGUUCGAACUGUAUUAGCUCUACCAGAAUCACAAGUUGUACUGAAACAACGUUCAACAAGUCGCGACAAGGAUAAACAACGACGUAAAAGUUUAGGAGGGUACGUGGUGAAGAGUCAUUUCGGAGUUUUUAAUUGCUAUUCUUCACAGAGAACCGACACGAAAACAGAAGAACAUUGCUGUAUUGUUAUUAUGAAAAUCGGAGAAUCUUUUCUCAGGUUUAUCUCUGAUUCUAUUCACUUUCGGUGGUUUUUAUUUCCAAGAUGUUUGCAGUUUUGUUCAUCAAUUCACCUAUGUUACUACGGCUACCAAUCUACGAUUCCAAUUGUGUUUACACUAUUAGGAUUUGAUUUCAGCUCAGGAACCUUCCAUGGUAACCCCAUCCCUAUUGGAUGCCCACCAUAUAAAGCAUUUGUCGAGUAUGGACCAGAAUACCGACCUCAACGAUCGCCAUCUGGCCACGUGCCCGACUACUAUCGCAUGUUCAACUCUUGGUUCGCUUACAGUGGAGAAGGAGUCGGAGGAGCGCCAAUCAUCAAAAUUUGGAGUCUUUUGGUACGAGGACGAAGUUUUUUCGUGUGA
This is a messenger RNA of Angiostrongylus costaricensis, 1731 nucleotides long. Lineage: Eukaryota; Metazoa; Nematoda; Chromadorea; Rhabditida; Metastrongylidae. The record is from the annotation of a GenBank genome assembly.